CGGAAGUAUUUCUAGAUCGCAGAAAGGCGGAUACCUGUCCGCUACUUGGCCGUUUAGAACUUUUCCUGAACCAUUUUUCCCCUCUGUCACUCCUCGCUGGGUCGCCAAUCGAACAAAAAUUAUUAUCCCGAGUAUUCAAACGGCUCUAUAUUUAGCCGAAACCGCAUUAGCCUUGACGAGAGCAGUAUUUUCUAGCCGAAGCUAGCUAACUUUUAACACAUUAGCAGUUAACUUGUCAAAUCCCCGGCAGUACAACAAGGAAGGUGCAGCACCGACCAGCCACAAGAAGAUGGGUGAUAAAGAACUGAUGUGGGCAUUGAAGACUGGGGACCUGGAUGAGGUCAAAGCCAAACUGGGAACGGCUGAGGAUGUUAACCGGACCCUGGACGGUGGAAGGAAGCCGCUGCAUUAUGCUGCAGACUUCGGUCAGGCAGAUGUGGUGGAGUUCCUCCUUUCUAAGGGGGCAGAUAUCAAUGCUCCAGACAAACAUGGGUUUACUCCACUGAUGUCUGCCUGUUUUGAGGGUCACGUCUUAUGUGUCAAGCUCCUGCUAGAAAAGGGAGCUGACAAAGACCGGAAAGCACCGGACGGCACCACUGCCUUUGAAGCUGCCGAUAGCGAGGCCAUAAAGGCUCUGCUCAAGUGAGACACCGCAGAGUGGGAGGUGGCUGGGCAGCUGUAUGAACGGGCACUCAGAUGGAUGCAGUGGUUCCCUGAGAGAAGAUGGACUCUCCCCUUUUACCCUGAUCAACCUCUGUCUCAACAAUGCUUUUGUCUGUUUGUUGGAGGUUCAUUUGGUCUGUCUGGUGAUCUCCCUUUACAUUGUAAUUUUUCUUUUCCCCAAGUUUUUUGGAUAGGGUUUAUCUUCUUUAGGCCUCUGUUUAUAGCCAUUUAACAGAAGAACUUGUCACGUAUGUCUCCCUUAGGGACCAAGCACUUGGGGAGUGCUCUUGAACCUGGAUCUUAACACUGCUCAGACUAGUAACAGACUCUAUAACACCAACACAUUUCUUAUAGUACAUACAAUAAAUGCGCCUCUUUCUUUUGCAUUUGUGUUGUAAAAGCAUACAGAAAUUAAUGGUAAUGGAUCAGUAGUGUGUUUAUCUUUUUACAACUUAACAGUUUAAGUAUUUUAUGGCCAGGACAUACUCUUAUGAACAUUAAUUGCACUGUACUACACUAGCGAGACUACAAAAAGAUUAAGUUUCAUUAUGUUAACAUUUGAUUAUGUGUGGCCUCUUCCUGUACUUUGAUUUCCUUUUUUAAUAGAUCAAAUGGUCCCUCAAAUCCAAGCUUAAAAUUUUGGAGAUGUUGGCUGAGGGAGGUGCAGAGGUCAGGCUUUUCUUUUCUGCUUAGUGAUGUAUCACUUACAUAUCAAAUAGUGUUUGUUCACAAAUUUUACAUCAUUAAUGCAUAUAAGGUGUUCUC
Archocentrus centrarchus (flier cichlid) is the source of this 1428-nucleotide messenger RNA. RefSeq names its product myotrophin (gene mtpn). Gene Ontology annotation, biological process: protein K6-linked ubiquitination. Gene Ontology annotation, molecular function: protein binding; ubiquitin-protein transferase activity. The transcript is spliced from 4 exons. NCBI's taxonomy places the organism in Eukaryota, Metazoa, Chordata, Actinopteri, Cichliformes, Cichlidae. The record is from RefSeq and is a predicted model, not a curated record. Gene Ontology annotation, cellular component: BRCA1-BARD1 complex; BRCA1-A complex. Bases 290 to 646 code for a protein of 118 amino acids.